CCCAAACUGGGAAAAGCCAUUCGCUCUAAAAUUCCUAAACCUCCCCGCGAUUGCCCACAAAAAUAAAAAAUAAAAAAGCGCCGGCCUCUCAUUUCAUCGCGAUAUCGAAAAGGAAACCGAAACACCUUGCCACUUGCCACUUGCCGUCCUGCCUGUCCUGUCAAACGAACCAUGGAGGAUAAAAUUACCGCAAUCCUACCGUCGCUCGACCCCGUCAUCACCGAGUAUUCCGUCGGCUUCCUAUCCCAUGCCGCCACAUCCACCUCUCCGGAGGCCGAUCUCGAGCUGGCCGAAGCCAUCAGCACCGUCACCCAGAUCUUGCUCGAUGCCGCGCCGCCCGCCCUCGAUCAGGCAAAGAUCACGGGCAUGAUCGCGCAGCUCGUCGCCCAGCUGGAGGCGAAGCAUGGCAGCCGCAAGGAAUCUUCGUCCCAGGCGAAGUCGAAGCGGUUGGACCAGACCAUUCACGUGGCUUCGCACAAGAGCAUCUCCGCGACGAUGGGGCUCCUCGGGAGCGGGGUAGACCUCGACGCCGUCGGGUCGCGUAAGGUCGAGAGCAGGGUCGACAAGAAGAAGCUCGAGAAGGCCGAACGCAAGAUCAAGGCAAAGCAGGAUAAGAAGGUCAUGAAGAACGUCGAGUACGAGGCAUCCAAGCUCGUCGGUGGCGAUGACCAGCAGGCGUACGAGGAGUUCUACAUGACGGUCAAUCCAUUGACCCUGGACUCGGCGUCGGCCGGAAAGAGCAAGGAGAUUAAGGUCGAGGGUAUUGAUCUGUCGAUCGGCGGUCUGAGGAUCCUGACCGACUCCACUCUUACUCUGGCCUAUGGCCGGCGGUACGGUCUUGUGGGAAAGAACGGUAUCGGAAAGUCCACACUGCUGAGGGCACUCUCCCGGAGAGAAGUCGCCAUCCCGACUCACAUCACCAUUCUCCACGUGGAGCAAGAGAUCAUGGGAGACGAGACUUCAGCUAUACAGGCAGUCCUGGACGCCGAUGUCUGGCGGAAGCACUUGCUGAACGAGCAGGCGCGGAUCACUCAGGAGCUGAACACCCUCGUGAACCAGCUGGAUCCGGUCACUGUCACCAGCGACAUGGGCUCCAAGACACGUCAACGCGACGAGUUGGACGCCCUGCUCACCGAUGUGCACUCAAAGUUGGCCGAGAUGGAAGCCGACAAAGCCGAAUCCAGAGCUGCCGCAAUUCUUGCCGGUCUGGGAUUCUCGCCCGAGAGGCAGCAGUUUGCUACCAAGACGUUCUCUGGAGGUUGGCGAAUGCGUCUGGCGCUGGCCCGUGCCUUGUUCUGUAAACCUGAUCUCCUGCUUCUCGACGAGCCGUCGAACAUGUUGGACGUUCCUUCCAUCACCUUCCUUUCCGAGUACCUACAGACCUACCCAUCCACCGUCCUGGUCGUGUCUCACGACAGAGCGUUCCUGAACGAGGUCGCAACCGACAUCAUCCACCAGCAUUCCGAGCGAUUGGACUACUACAAGGGCGGUAACUUUGAUUCCUUCUAUGCCACCAAGGAGGAGCGACGGAAGACGGCGAAGCGCGAGUACGAGAACCAGAUGGCGUACCGUAAGCAUCUGCAGACUUUCAUCGACAAGUUCAGGUACAAUGCCGCCAAAUCUUCCGAGGCGCAGAGCAGAAUCAAAAAGUUGGAGAAGCUGCCCAUUCUGGAGGAGCCGGAUGACGAAUACUCGGUCGUGUUCAAGUUCCCCGAUGUCGAGAGUCUCAGUCCGCCGAUCAUGCAGAUGUCGGGCGUUUCGUUUGCGUAUACGCCUGGACGGCCUAUUGUCGAGAAUGUUGAUCUGGAUGUACAGCUUGACUCACGUAUUGGUAUCGUUGGACCCAACGGUGCCGGUAAAACUACCGUCCUCAAGCUUCUCAUCGGCCAACUCGAGCCAUCCAAGGGACUGAUUAGCAAGCACGCUCGUCUGCGUGUCGGAUUCUUCGCCCAGCACCACGUCGACGCUCUGGAUCUGACCAUGAGUGCCGUCAGUUUCUGCGCCAAGCUCUUCCCCGGCAAAACCGACGAAGAGUACCGACGCCACCUCGGAGCUUUCGGUAUCACGGGUACCACGGGACUGCAAAAGAUGGGCCUGCUCUCCGGAGGACAGAAAUCACGUGUGGCCUUUGCAUGUCUGAGUCUUACGAACCCGCACAUCCUGGUUCUCGACGAGCCUUCCAAUCACUUGGAUAUCGAGGCCAUGGACGCCCUCUCCGAUGCCCUGAGACAGUUCCAGGGUGGUGUGCUCAUGGUUUCUCACGACGUUACCAUGUUGGCCAGUGUUUGCACGCACCUGUGGGUCUGCGACAACGGCACCGUCGAGGCUUUCCCGGGUGAUAUCAAUGCGUACAAGAAGCGCAUUCUCGAGCAGGCUGGUGCAGACGGUGUGGUCAAGCAGAAUCAUCAUAGUUAGUUGGGUGGCUCAGCCGGUCAGGUUGGGUUGGGUUCGGUCGGGUUGGGUUGGGUCAGGUUCAAGGGGAGAAAAAGGAGUUAUUGGGUUUGCGUUUGUGUCGUACACAUUGUUUACAUAUCCGAAGACAUUCGUUCAUUCACCGU
Molecule: messenger RNA, 2558 nt
Organism: Tricharina praecox
Lineage: Eukaryota; Fungi; Ascomycota; Pezizomycetes; Pezizales; Pyronemataceae
Product: P-loop containing nucleoside triphosphate hydrolase protein
Exons: 3
Coding region: 172-2415 (747 amino acids)
Molecular function (GO): ATP hydrolysis activity; ATP binding
Source: RefSeq, a predicted model, not a curated record